Neurospora crassa OR74A is the source of this 4870-nucleotide messenger RNA. RefSeq lists its product as hypothetical. The record is from RefSeq and is a predicted model, not a curated record. The coding region runs from base 468 to 4442 and encodes 1324 amino acids. NCBI's taxonomy places the organism in Eukaryota, Fungi, Ascomycota, Sordariomycetes, Sordariales, Sordariaceae. The transcript has 4 exons.
CUCCAGUGGUGAGUUGUCCGUCCGAUUUCUUCACCCCCUCCAUUUUUCCCAACCAGCAGCAGCUGCUCGACCUGCACAAUUUCGCUGGCAAACAUCCAUCCCACAUCUUUCUGCAAACCACUGCUCGACGCUGCCAUCGUCUUGCCGUCGCGUAUCGCUCGCUGUAUCUGACUCUUUGCUUUUCUAGCCGUCACAAUUUCUGGUCGAGGCUGAGCUUACGACAGACACUCUGAAGAGAGACAACCAAGUUAACUCAAAGCUGCCUGUGCGACUCAAGCUACGAACCAGCAGCUAACGUCGCAUCACCGCCAACCUACAAAGCUACCCUAGAGCGCUCUUUCACGAGCUGUCACUUUAUUUUUUCAUCGGUGCACAGCAUUUGGGCAUCCGGGCCAAUGACCCAAUAGUCUCAUCUUGCACUUCAACUCCCCACACUUUCUAUCUACCGAAACCAACAAGUCUAAACCAUGGCUUCCACCAAGGUGUCUACGACCAUUACAUUCCGGUCACCUGGCACUCAGCCGCCACUCUUCAUUGCUGGCUCUUUCUCUGAGCCAGAAUGGCAACCCCAGGAGAUGGUCUGCACCACUGGUGCUGACGGAGAGCAUGUCUUUACCAAGGAAAUCUCGGGCGAACCCGGAACCAAGGUGGUCUACAAGUUCCGCAUCGGCUUGGGCGAUUGGUGGGUCCUUGACGAAGGCGCGCCUACCGUCACGGACAGUUCUGGUUUCAGAAACAACGAGUUGGAGUUCCAACACCCGCCAAAGGAGGAACCCAAGCCCGACCUCCCCACGGACGAGGCGACCUCAGAGGAGAAUGCGCCUCAGACAAAUGGAACUACCCAACAUCAUGCGGAUGCUUCGGAGAUCAAGGAAGCUGUGAAGGCGGAGACUGCUCCCGAGGUUGAAGCUCCCCAAGAAAUCGACACUGCUACAAAGGUUACCGUGGUCUCCGAGACAAACAAUGACCCGCCGCACGAUGUUGUUCUCAAGGUUGAAGAGGAAACCAUUGUCGACAUCUCUGCCGCAAAGGAUACUUCCUCCAGUGAUGAUGUUGCCGUGAAGGACGACACUGCAGCAAAAGACGAGACCACGUCGGAGGCUCACACUGAAACCAAGGCUGAAGUCCCUUCAACUACUGAGGCUACCUUGAAGGAUGAAGCUCUCUCAGAUCAAGAGGACCAGACCAAGACAAAAGAUUCCACGGAGAGCAACGUUGCGCCCGUUGAAACUUCAUCCACUGAGACACCUUCCAAGGAGGAGGAGGCUACCCCAGAGGAGGCCAAGGUCGAGACAGCAACCGAGCCUGCCGUUGAAAAGGAAGAGUCUAAGCCCGAGGAGACUACCAUUGUAGACGCUGAGCACAAGAAGGAAGCUGAGGUCGACGCGGAAUUGCCCGUUGAGAAGACUGAUGUUCAGGAGGAGAGCACCUCGCAAGUUGAGACACGAGAGGAAGCCGCUCCAGCUGAGGAGGCUGUUUCCGUUGCUCCCGAGGCUGAAACCACCUCCGAGGCUGAGACAACCCUGAAGGAGGAUACUCUUGCCAAGGAAUCCGACUUGCAAGAGACCGCCGAGUCCAAGGAGGAGGUGAAUGAGAGUGAAGACCACCUCCCAGAAGAUGAGACCGUAUCGAAGGAGGAGGCCUCUCUGGCGGAAGUGGAGAAGGAGGACUCUGCACCCACUCAUGAGGCUAAAGUUCAGGAGGACACCUUGAAGACCACCGAGGAGCAGCCUUCGGAAGAGAAGCCUUUGGAAGAGAAGCCUGCUGAGGAGGAGACUGUUCACGAAGACACCAGUUCGGAAAAGGCCGCCGAAGAGAAGGCCACCAAGGAGACUUCGGAAGAGCCUGCCCACGAGGACGAUACCAGAGACAAGGCCACCCAGGAGGACACCGUUCACCAAGAUACCCAAACCGACGAUGAGGUCACUCAACAGACUACCCAGGAAGAUAUCACCCAACAGACAACCGCUGAGGAGUCUACUCAGCAGACGACCCAAGAGGAUGUCACUGAGGAUGCCCCUGAAGUUGCUGCUACCAAGGACGAAGUCGACGUGAAGGAUGACACCACUCCUCACGAGACCGAUCUCAAGGACGAGACUCAUCCAAUGGAGGCGUCCAAGGAGGAGGAGCCCACUCAGAAGGAGGAUGCGGAGGAACAUGCCGUUGAUGAGACUGCUCAAGAGGAACAGCCUACCAAGGAAUCUGCUCCCGAAGAGACAACAGCAACCGGUGAGGCCACUUCAGAGGAGGUUGCGCGGGAGAAGGCUGAUGAGGAUGAAACUCAUGCCAAGACCUACGCAGCUGUGGCUCACGAAGCUCUAGAAGCUGAGACUUCUCCAGAGGUUACUGAGGCUGCUCCGGAAGCUGAGGCUCCUCAGGCCGAGGAGACUGCUCCGGCGACCGAAGCUGCUCCUGCUGAAGAGACUUCUCCUGCUGUCGAUGUUGCUCCCGUUGAGAAGGCCGCCCCAGUCGAGGACGACGUUCCGGUUGAGAAGGCUACUUCUCUAUCUGAGGAGAAUGUUUCCGUCGAUGCAACCAACUCUGCUGAAGAAGCUGCUCCCUCUGAGAUCCCUGCUGAUGUCGUUGAAGAAGCCGCUCUUGCUGCCGAGGCUACCCCCGCCGAAGAGACUACUCCUGUCACUGAGGCUACCCGUGUUGAGGAGGCUGCGCCUGUUGAGGAGUCUACUCAUGCCUCUGAGGAUGCUCCUGUCAAGGAGGCUCCUCUGGAGGCCGCCCCUGUCUCUGAAGAGCUCCCUGCUGAAAAGGCCGCUUCUACCGAAGAAACUGCUCCUGCUCUUGAUGCUGCCCCUGCUGAGACCGCUGCAGUUGAGGAGGUAACUCCCGCCAAGGAGGCUGAACCCGUCCAGGCUACCUAUGCUGAGGUCGCCCAGGCGACCGAUGCUGAGGAGCCCGCCCAUGUUGAGAAGACUGAGCCUGUCGAGGAGGCUACUGUUGAUGAGACUGCACCUACUGAGGAGGCCGCUACUGUAGAAGAGGAGGCGGCCAACGUGCCCGCUGCGCAGUCCGAGCCUGUCGCUAAUGCGGCCAAGGAGAUCUUUGCCCGCUCCGAACCUGUUACCGAGUCGCAGUCCGGUGCUGCCACGCCGACCUUUGCCAGGACUGCGGCGGAAGUCGCUGAUUCUGCUGCACUCCUUGACGAAGGAACACCUGAGGAUCGUGUCUCCGAUGAAGAGGCUGGAAAGACUGGUUUCCGUCGCCUGUCUGCCACGCCCAUUACCGAAGUUGCGGACACUGCUGCGGAAGUCGCUGAUAGCGCGAAAUAUCUGGACAAUGAGGCCACGGAGACUGACAAGUCCGAAAUUCCUACACCCGCCGAGGACGGCUCCCAUAAUCCAGCUCUGUUCUCACAUGAGUGCGCCGGUAUGUACGGCGAAGAACCUUCGAUCACGAUUGUAUCCGAGGACAUGGACAAGGACAACGAGAUCCGAAAGGAAAUACCGUUUGACGAGGAGAAUAUCGAUAUUAACGAUCCCACCCUAGAACGCUUCCCAUCCAACCGCGACGAGAUCAUCGAUACUGUUCGGAAGCUUGAGACCGGUCUCGAGGAGGACCAGGUUAUUAUCGAGGACGCCCCAUCACCUAUCAUCGGCUCUUCGAAUUCACGAAGGGAAUCGGAAGUGUCUCACGACGCCGCUCUCGGAGCAAGCGUAAUUCCCCGCGCCGCGAAGAAGUUAGAAGUCCCCCAUUCACCUCGCGUCUCCGUCAGCUCGGCUCAGUCGUCGGCCUUAUCGCUGCAAUCGAUUUCGGAGAGCGAAGAACCGACCAACAGCAAAGAAGAGGAAACCCCGGCGGUUCAGCUUUCGCCUCCCCACAAGACCGCGGCGUCAAACGAAACUACAUCUAGGGAGGCUACACCUCGGGCGGUGGUUGAGGAUGAAGGAAUCUCGCUAAGCCCUGACUCGCCGAAGAAGACAGAGCACACCGAAGAUCUGACCACCAAGACGCUGGUGCCUCAAGCACUUGAUAUCCCUGAAGUCUCAGCACAUACUGUCUCGGUCGAGGCGCCUGUUGAACCUAUCGCCCAGGAAGAACAAGCACCUAAGGAUACCAAGCCCACGAAUGGCCUCCUUCCCAGCCCAGAGGUUGUCGCGGAAACCACCGAACGCUCGAAGCCAUCGCAACCCGAUGCUCAGCAGAGCACCGAUGAGCCCGUUGCCGCCCCAGAUGCUACCGGUGCUGAUGUCCGUAGCGAGGCCGAGGCAUCGGCCACAGCAACAGGCGCAGACACUGACAACGCCAACACGGUCAGAAAGAGAGGUGGACAGGGGACACAGGCCAGCUCGCCGCCGCCCAGCGAUGCUCCAGUCAUCAAGCAAGACCCCAAGAGCGGAUGGUUCACCACCUUCUGCAAGUUGAUCAUUGUGGACUUCAUCGGCGGUAUCCUGAGCCGAAUUGCGGGCAACCGCAAAAGACAGACGUAAGGCAUACACUGGGCUCAGACGAUAACCUUUCUUCAGAUUAUCGAUUGACUCUGUGUUGCUUUAGGCUGUUGGCAGCAGGCACCGCCGCCGUCGCCAUGGGGGUUGGAUGGUGGAGGAUCAAGGCCAAUGCAGCUAGAAGCGCUGCUAUUGAAUGAAUUAGCCAUGUGUUUUAUGCAGGGAGGUGUUAUUGGGUGCAUAUGGGUUACGAAGAACAUGAGACAUGGAUACAGUAUGCCAUUACCUAUGGUACUCGGAGUUCAAGUUGUGUUGGCAGAGACACGACAAGGCCUCUUGAGAUUGUUUUGGACGAAAAGAAAAACAAAGAAAAAAGAAAGAAAAGAAGAAGGAAGAGGACGACCUAGUACAUUGUUAAGUUUUGUUAUUCCCUAUAGUCAAUAUCCAUACAAUAAGUAGUACUCAGCUCCCGA